AUGCGAAAUGUCGCGUAUGCCCGCAGAAUGGGAGGUCGACAAUGCUGCGAUGUCUUCUUAGCGCAUUACGAGGGAACCUCCAAUGGCUGGGAUCGGGACUGGUAUGCGAGCGAAGUGACGUCUAGCAUUCAGAAGCCCGGUUACAAAUUUAAGUUUCUGCAGGAGGCGUACAGAGAAGAGUGGACCCAGAAAUAUGAAUUUGUUUGGGCCUUGGAUAGUGACAUAGACUUCACCGGAGUGAAUCUGGUAGAGCUUUUUCAGCUUGCCCGCUCAUCUGGCUCUCUGAUCGUCGGGCCCACCUUUUCCGGAGACCAGGCCUGGAAGACCUAUGCCACAGAUCUGCUGCAGCAGGAUGGGGCCAGAAAGGCCCUCAUGCGGCAUGAUGUUGGGCAGCAGAUCAACGUGCUUGGCAAGCCUGAUCCGCGUUGCAUGAUGCGGCACACAGACUUCGUGGAGAUGACAGCACCGCUGCUCUCCUCCAUGGUCUUGUCACUCAUCCUGAAGGAUUGUAUUGAUUGCAUCCACGAUCGAGCUGAAUGGGGGCUUGACAGGGUAUGGUGCGAAAUGGCAUCAGAGAAGUUCUCAGUUUCCGCAUGCACUCUGCUGGAUGCAACACCAGUUCGCCAUCUCGACUGGCAAACUGCCAAAGUCACACCAGAAUUCAAAGAUGCUGAAAGGAAGGUCAAGGAAAGGUAUGCCAAGUACUGGGCCCAAGUGCGAAAUAUUGACUGCAUGCUGGCGCACAAGCAGAGACGGCAAGGCAUCAUUUUGCGAACGGACAUGCAGAAGGAUCCGGAGGUCUCGCAGAUCGUGGCGUAUUCCAAGUUUGUGGUCGCGUACUUCCUGCAGCAGGAUGGCCCAAGCCCCGGCUGGCGGAAGGCGAACAUCGAGGGCCCCGUGUACCUGGUCCGCCGGAGAAGUGCGCCGCUGUAUCAGAUCAUAGUGAAAAACCAGUUCAGCACCAGCGAUCUCAUCGACAACCUGCAUCCGGACUGGGAGCUGGACUGCCAGAAGAACUACAUCUUCUACAAAAUUGAAGAUCCGAACAAGCAGAUUCGAGGCCUGUGGUUCCACAAUGACACCGAGCGCGUGAAGAUUGAGACCGUGCUCGAGCAAACCAUGGAAGAGCUUCGAAAUAAGCCGAUGGAUGCACCGAAACCUGCGGCCCCUUGGAGCGAGAGAUGA
Messenger RNA from Effrenium voratum, 1185 nucleotides. Lineage: Eukaryota; Dinophyceae; Suessiales; Symbiodiniaceae. The record is from the annotation of a GenBank genome assembly.